GUGGGUGGGGAGGGCCACUGGGACAGAGGGCAGGGCCUCCCCCCCAGCUUAUGUCUCCCCAUCAGGAGAGCAAGGGCCUCCUCCUAGGCCCUCCUUCCUGUAGCUGGUGCCUGAAAUGCCCUCAGCAGAGGGACCAGGACAAAGGCCUGGAAGAGCUGGGCUCAGCAUGCCCUACGGGAAGGGUGGGGUCCGGGACCACAAGACAUUGUGACCUGUGAACAUCCCAGGCUGUAGGUGACCAUGGGUACAGCUGGGGGAGGAGAGGGAUAGAAUUGAAGGAGGAAGCUGAUGGUGUCUGGCUGCUCCAAGUCAGAGAUCUUGAGGAGGAGUCUAGGAGACCGGGGUGGGGUGUGAGAUUCCGGACAACAGAACGGGGAAGGCCACCUGCAGGUGGGUGCUCAUCACCACUCCCACCCCAAUGACACAGGACGUCAUUCCCUUUCUUGGAAUCUUCCUCGAUGACCUAACUCUGCUGCAGAAGUGGACGCAGAAUAAUGUGGCUGCCUUCAAGAUCGUCCAGCAGCUGCAGUUGCUGCAGGUGACUGCCAAUAAUUUCUGUUUUCAACCGGACAGAGAAUUCCAGUCCUGGUUCCAAACCAUGAAGCCACUGGACCAGUACAAUAUCCACAACUUCUCCUGGGAGCUGGAGCCACCAUUUGAAUAGGCCAACAACAACAUCAAGGCCGAGGAGACCUGUCCUGGGACUGUGUCCACCUUUGAGCUACCUGUAUUUACUCUCCCCUGCCACUCCCUUACACCCCCCUGGAAACCUGUUCAUUUACUCCGCCCUGACACUCCCUUUUCCUGUUAUCUAUAUCCCUUAUUCCUUGCUCCUCAUCCCUGGCUUUUAGUUAAA
This is a messenger RNA of Nycticebus coucang (slow loris), 856 nucleotides long. RefSeq names its product ral guanine nucleotide dissociation stimulator-like. The transcript is spliced from 3 exons. The record is from RefSeq and is a predicted model, not a curated record. Gene Ontology annotation, molecular function: guanyl-nucleotide exchange factor activity. Bases 419 to 664 code for a protein of 81 amino acids. Gene Ontology annotation, biological process: small GTPase-mediated signal transduction. NCBI's taxonomy places the organism in Eukaryota, Metazoa, Chordata, Mammalia, Primates, Lorisidae.